Molecule: messenger RNA, 1110 nt
Organism: Penicillium angulare
Lineage: Eukaryota; Fungi; Ascomycota; Eurotiomycetes; Eurotiales; Aspergillaceae
Product: GTP-binding protein
Exons: 1
Coding region: 1-1110 (369 amino acids)
Cellular component (GO): cytoplasm
Source: RefSeq, a predicted model, not a curated record
AUGGCACCAAUCCCUAUAACCAUCGUGACGGGCUUCCUCGGCUCCGGCAAAACCACUCUCCUCCUCAACCUCAUCCCCCAACUGCCGAAAGACUACAAACUCGCCCUCCUAAAAAACGAAUUUGGUGACGUAGCAGUCGACUCCCAACUCGCAACCACACAAUCCAUCUCCGGUGUCCGCGAGCUAUUAAACGGCUGCAUAUGUUGCAAUUUGGUCGGCCAACUUAGCGACGCGCUGUCGCAGCUUCGUCAUGAAGUGUCUCCAGACCGCAUUGUGAUCGAGACCAGCGGGAGCGCGUUCCCGGCUACAUUGGCUAUGGAGAUAAAUCGGUUGGCGAGAGAAGAGGAGGGAAGCUUUGUACUGGAUGGUGUUAUAAGUGUGAUUGAUGUGGAGAAUUGGGAAGGAUAUGAGGAUACCAGUUACACGGCCAAGAUCCAGGCGCGGUAUACAGAUUUGGUCAUUUUUAAUAAGUGGGAAUGUGUUCCUGAGGAGAGGUUUGAAAUUUGCUUGGACCGUUUGGGAGAUUUGGAGAUUGAAACUCCGUGGGUUAAGUCGAAUAAAGGACGCGUGGGGAAAGAUGUCUUGUUAGGUAUCGAUGGGGCAUUGUUUGCGAAGGAAGGGACUAGUCAGGUCGAGGGCCAUGACGAUCAUCAGCAUGGCAACGAACAUGCUCAUGAUCACCAGUCGGAAGUUGAGGUGUUGUCUGUGUCAUUGAAAUCUGCUGAGUCCACGAAAUCUAUUGAUGUUGAGGCGUUGGAGAAGCUUCUUGCCUCUGCGCCCAGGGAAGAGGUUUACCGUAUCAAGGGUAUCUUGAGAUGCUCUUUACAAACACCCCUUGGCGAAUCAUCAGAGGAUUUGAAUUCAUCUAGACAGCCUGCCCAAGACUUUGGAGUUCGGCACUAUAUUCUCAACUGGGCCUUUGGUCGGUGGACUUGCACACCAUCAACAACGGUGUCAGAAGCUGCGGAUGGUGAUGAUGCAAUUGCUCGCCUGACUUUCAUUCUAGCACGCUAUGAGUCUGCUAAGUGGAAGAAGAAGCUCGAUGCCGGUGGUUUGAUUCAAGCUGCUGAAGCUGCGGAGAGUGAUUUGGUGGUGACAAAGCUGGCGUGA